AUGAUGGCUGCAGUCAAAGCACGACCUCCCCAGCAAAUCAUCAUAGUCGGCGCCGGCUUGGCAGGUCUCUCAGCUGCCCAUGCCGCACUGAAAGCCAGCCCUUCCGUCUCGGUCCUGCUUCUUGAGCGAGCAGCCAAACCAGGCGGCAACAGCAUCAAGGCAUCAAGUGGCAUCAAUGGGGCUCCAACGCGAUUCCAAACGCAAUGGUCCGACUCGGCCGCCCUGUUUCGUGAUGACACGCUCAAGUCGGCCGGUGCACGUCUGAACUCUGCCGGGCUUCUGGAUCGUCACGGGAGAGAAAGCCUAAUCAGCACCCUGACGGAGAACUCCGCAGCCGCUGUCGACUUUCUUCACGACGAGCUCGGCGUCGAUCUGUCCGUGGUUGCCCAGCUCGGAGGACACAGUGUUCCGCGAACGCAUCGCGGGGCAGGAAAUACUCCGCCUGGCUAUGCUAUCGUCUCGGCACUUUUAGCAAAGUUGCUGGACGAAGCGGGCAAGGACGGCCGGUUCGAGCUGCGGAAAAACUGCGACGUCACAAAGCUCUUGACAAAGCCGGCCGACGACGGGCAGGUUGCGGUGGUAGGAGUGGAAUACACCGACGGCGUCCAGACCCAAGACUCCGACCAAACCAAGGCAUCUGCCUCGGGCCCUGUGAUAUUUGCCGCUGGUGGUUUUGCCGGCGACGCCACGGGUCUCCUGAUCAAGCACAGGCCCGACCUCGGCCCCCUUCCAUCUACAAACGACGCUCGUCCGGCCACGGCACUGGAUAUACUGGAGGCUGAUGCCAAAGCCGUCCUUGUCGAUAUGGAUAGUGUCCAGGUGCACCCGACCGGGUUCGUCGACCCGGCUAAUCCGCAUUCCCCUGUAAAGAUCCUGGCCGCCGAGAUGCUGCGUGGUGAAGGAGGUAUCAUGCUGCGUCAUGGGAAACGUUUCGUCAACGAGAUGGAGACACGAGAACAUGUCAGCUCCGCCAUCAUGGCCCAGCCGCCGUCUGAGGCAAAAGCCGUGCCCAAGCAGUGGGACGUGACUUUGCUUCUAGAUCCCGGGACAUGCGACGCUGCAUCGGGUCAUCUAGGCUUCUACACGUCCAAGGGCCUCAUGGCCAAGAAGAAGAUCAGCGACCUAGACGAGACCACACGCCAGACACUACGGGAAUAUAGCAGCAUUGCGGCUGGCGAAAAGCCGGACCCCUUGGGGCGCAAAUCUUUUGGGCGCUGGAGCCUGAAGCGCGCGGAUGUAGACGGCGACAAGGAAGUCUGUGUCGGGCGGGUGACUCCCAUCACGCACUUCACCAUGGGGGGAGCGGCCAUCGACGACAAGGCCCGGGUUCUGUCGUCUGUGGCAAAAGGUCGUCCUAUCGAGGGUCUCUGGGCAGCUGGAGAGAUCACGGGUGGUGUACAUGGCGACAACAGGCUGGGCGGGUCCUCGCUGCUCGAGUGUGUGGUCUAUGGCCGUAUCGCGGGCCGUGAGGCAGCGAGUUAUGUCGACUCAAGAAGAGAGACAUAG
Pyricularia pennisetigena is the source of this 1506-nucleotide messenger RNA. RefSeq lists its product as uncharacterized. Gene Ontology annotation, molecular function: FMN binding; oxidoreductase activity. The transcript has a single exon. Bases 1 to 1506 code for a protein of 501 amino acids. Lineage: Eukaryota; Fungi; Ascomycota; Sordariomycetes; Magnaporthales; Pyriculariaceae. The record is from RefSeq and is a predicted model, not a curated record.